Argiope bruennichi is the source of this 7523-nucleotide messenger RNA. RefSeq names its product HUWE1-associated protein modifying stress responses-like. Lineage: Eukaryota; Metazoa; Arthropoda; Arachnida; Araneae; Araneidae. The record is from RefSeq and is a predicted model, not a curated record. The transcript has 4 exons. Bases 160 to 921 code for a protein of 253 amino acids.
ACUCGGUAAGAGCAGCAACAUAAAAAAAUUAGUUGGGAAGGGCAGGAUAUGUGUCUGUUUUGCCUGGUCGUCGGAUUUAUUGCUUAUCAUCAAAAAUAAUUCAAAAUUAUAGUUAUGGAAAUUUUAAUUUUAGAAUAAUUUUACUGGACUAAUUCUAAAAUGAGUGAACAACAAGAAGCUCGAGAAUCAUGGGGUUUAAGUUUUUGGGAACAACAAUGUAUAGAUGAAACUGAAAAAACACCCGAUAUAGAUGUUGAAUUGCAAAAUGCGAAAGACUUAGCUGUUCAGAGACUGUGGGUAUUAUUUCAAGAUGCUGCUACAGGAAUUACACAAUUAUAUAAAGAUCGCCAAAAUGGUGUAUCUCUUUGGGUGCCUUUUCAAACAGCAGCCAGUAGUGUAACAAAUUUAUACAAAGAAUGUAUAGAAUCUCAUAAAUCAGUUUGUGACCUUGGUUUCCAAUCUGGAACUCAUAAACGAAAUAAAGAAUUGCUCUCAUGGGCCAAAAAAAGACAACGUCACAUCCGACGUGAAGACUUGAUAGCUUACAUCACUGGACGUACUCCUCCUGCAAACCGCCCUUUCUGUCCUAGGCCUCGCCUUGUCCUGGAUGGUAUGCAUAACUCCUCCCACCUGUCGCACAGUCAUCGAUUCUCCAAUUCAGAAGCUGCCAUGGCUGAUAAUUUUGAUAUGUUUAGAGAAGCCUUAGCCUUUUCAGCUGCUAAUAUAAGGCAACACAAUCCAAGCUCUCCAACUAGCCUUUCUAGAGUACGAGCUCGCCAUUGUAACUCUACCUCUACCUCCCACAAUGAACUCAGUGCAUUUAUUACUGAGGAGUUAUCCAGACACUCCAGAAAACGCUCUCCUUCCCUUGAUGUUAUAAUGGACUCGCCCACUCAUAAGCGUUCACGCUAUUAUGAAUAACAAAAAUUUAUUCAUUAAAUGUGUGGCUAUUGGAAUUGGUAUUUUCCCUUGCUAUGCAGAAAGUGCAGUGAUCAUCUUUAUUUAUGCAAAAGACAGCUUUAAGAGAUGGAACUUGAUUCCUCCCAAAUCUUAUUUUCUAUUAUGUUUGCCUUAUUAUAGAAAUGUGUAAUUUGUACUACAAAUGAUAUUUUAUAAUUAGUUAAUGCAAGCCAUUAUUGUGGUUUGUCGGACUUUGAAAUCCUUUCCAAAACUUGUUCCAGUGCUAGAAAUGAUGCAGAAAGAAACCGUUAUAAAUGCAACAUCACUGAAAACAAAAGUGCAGCUCUUCAUUGAUGAGGGAAGAUUGAUUGGAUAGACUAUUGGAUUUAUGCCUAAUUUCUAUGUGUAUGCUUUUGUAUGUGUUGGUAUUUUCUUUUGUUUUGUGAUGACACUAGCUGUCAUCUCCACCUGCCCCUUCCGUGGUUUCUGUUUUGACACAUUCUUUACUGUGAUGUCAUUGCACUGAUGGAAAAUAAUUCGAUUAUCUAUAAAAUUCAUUACAAAAUAUAUUAUUUAUAAAUUGAGUUAUUAUCUUUGUAAGCUUUGUUUACUUUAUUAUGUUCAUAAGUAUAUCUCUGGCCAUAAUUCUUUUUUCCUACAAGUCUUUUGGAAAUUGUUUUUUUUUUUAAAUACAGCUUUCUUGUUUAUGAAAAUGGAAGAUUUAAAAGGCUGGAAUUUUCAAAUAAUAAAAUAAUUUGUAAUUGAUUGCAGAAAUUAAAUUGUAGGUUUGUAGUAAAAUUAUUAAAAAUUUAGUACUAAAAAUAUUAUAUAAUGAAUGUAAUGUUGAAUUAAUUUUGAAAAUCUGUUCUGAAUUGUUUAACAAAGUGUAGUAUGUCAGCCUUUAUUCACUGGCAUUCUCUUUAUCAUCAGUUUUAUAGAAAGCAAUACAUAUUUUGUGAAUUCCAUAAAAAUUUCUAAGAAAACAAAUGCUGUAUAUGCUGAUGUUACGAUAGACAUUAUUAAAGUAAAAUGCAAGGAUAUUCUACUGUUUUGGAAGUAUUUCAUAAAUAUGUUUUAUAUGGUAAUGUUUAUAAUUUGAUUUUUUCAUGUUUUUUCAGUAUAAAAUGCUUUGUUUUAAUAUAAAAUUAGAAAAAAAGAAAUGAUGUAUUCAAAAUUUUUAUUUGCACAAUGCAAUGGAUAAUAACUUUGAUUUCUUUUUAUAUUCAUUCAUUUAAGAUUGCAAUUUGAUUACUUUUAAAUUAUAUGAAAUUAUUUUUUGUCAUAUGAUUAUUAAUAAUCUUUAUUAGAAUAAAAUCACUAAUGAUGUUUAAGUAUUAUUUCAGAUGUAAUUAUAUUAUGCGUUUAAAUUUUGAACUUAUUUAUUUACAAUUUCAAAUUAAUAUUAGAAAUGUGCAAUAAACAAAAUGGAAAUUGAUAUUAUGUAUAUAUAUAUAUUAUAUAUAAAGAUUUGUGGAUAAUUUGCAUUGAGUUAAAAAUCUGCAUUCUUCAGAAUAAUCUCUUUAUAGAAUAUUGGCUAUCAUAUUAUAGUUGUGUAUUUUCUGUAGGCAGUUCAAGGUCCCAUUUUCUACUGUGUUACUGAUACCAGACGACCUAUAACGAGGUAGGAAAUGUGACCUUGAACUGCCUACAGAAAAUACACAGACUAUAAAUCUUGUGGAUUUUAAAUGUUCUGUUUAUUUUUUAGGGAUAUGUCCAAUCAGAAUGAUUUUGACAUCAAAUCAAUUUAACAUGAUUAUGAAUGAAAUAAUUAAUAAAAUCUUUUAAAGAGCUUUUUUUUUUUCAUGCUGAUAAAGCUAUAAAAAAUGUCAUCAUUAAAAAAAUAGCCACAUAAAUUAAUUUGUUAAAUGGGUGCAUUAACAUAGCACAAAUUAAAUUCUGACAAAAUGAAUAUAUAUAUAUAUAUAUAUACUUUCCUAAUAAAAAAAAGUCAGUGUUUUGUGCUUCUUUGUUAUAAAAGUUUGCAAUUUGAUGGACCUACAUGAUAUUUGAAAAAGAAUUAUUUAAGUUAUAUUUGUGCUGCCCAUAUGAUUAAAAUUCUAAAAAUGAUGUUUGAAAUGACUGUUUGUGCUAAUUAUAUAGAUGACAUGUUUUUUUUUUAUUUUGGAGAGAUUAUUAAGAAUAAUUCUUCCGAUAUAGAGAGGAAUUUGAUUUGCUCUUAAACUUACUGUAUUGUUACUAUAUUUUUCUUUCAAUUAGAUAUUUUUAUAUUUGUUAUCAGUCAGAGUUUUAUCUUUUUAUCAGCCAAAUUAAAAAAGAAGAAAAACUAAAAUUUUAAUUUGGAUCAGUUUCGGGACGCUAUCUGUUCUUAGACAACUGAAAAUUUUGGAAAAUUGUAAUAUAUUUAUGGUAUUAUGUAUAUUUUAUUUUGAAUAUAUGAGUUAUGAUUUUUAACUUUUUAGAUAUUAACAUUAUAUUUAUAUUCAAAAAUGUCUGAAUCAAUUGUAGAUUUUAUGUAAUGAAAAUGGUGAACGUUAGAUGCCUUAAAUUAGAAUUCAAAAAAAAAUUUGUAGUAAAUAAAUUAAUUAAUAGUUGAACAUUUCUGAAUACCUGCCUCUGAGCCAUAAUUUUUUUUCUAAAGAUAUUCAUUUAACAUGCAUUUGUUAAAUGUAUUGCUUCAUUUGGUAUUCAGUUGAUGGUAUUUUCCACGUGUUUGCAAAAAUAUUAAUAUGUAUUAUUUAGUUUGCAGUUGAUGAUAAUUUAAGUAUUAAGUAUGAAACAUUUUUAUAUUAAUUGAAUUAAACUUUUUUUGGAUAAAUUUUUAUAUUGCUGUCAAAUUCUAUUAAUACAUCUUGAUUAUAGAUCAUAUUAAAUAUCAUAUUUAUGCUUGUUUUGAGAAUCCCGAUUUUACCCUGUUUUGAAGCAACACAAAUAUUAUUUGGAUGGAUUUCGUGAUUUUAGAUGGGUAAUCAGGGUGGCAUCAUUGCUGUUUCUACAUAGUAUUAAUAUCCAGUGAGGAUAUUUGCAUCCAUUUGUGGUAAAAAUUAAUUUUGCAGUUUGAGGCAAAAUUCAACUUAAGAUAUAUUAUUUUUGUUUAUAUUACAUCUGUUUUUUACUUUCCAUGCUAUUUAUUGCUUUCCUUUUAAAAAUAAAAUUAGUUAUACAAUUUUGUUUUCAUUUAAAAAAAGUACUGUAGAAAGCAGAUCACUAGAGAGAAUGCUUUCCUCCCCCUUCUCUCUCCCUCUCUCUUUUUUUUAAUGGAUGCUCAUGAGAAAGGAUGAUGGAACUUAUUCUAUUCGAAUUUCUUGAAUAAUGUCUACUUAAUACAAUUCUGUGUUGAAUAAUUAUUUCUCAACCAUUUCUUUCAUUAAUUUGUGCAUGUAAUUGAAUUAUUUUUAGUUGAUUUCAGUAUGUUAGCAGCUUUUUUAAAAAUAUAUAUUUGAAAUCCUUUUAAUGUAUUUAUAUAUUUGUUUUUCUCUCACUAAAAUCCAUUUUGAUAAAAAUAAGUAGCACUAAAAUAUUAUUCAAAAAGAGUAUCCAUUUUUGCAGUUUUUAUUCAGUUUCAUUUGUGAUUUGUUAUUGCUAUUUAGUCAGAUAUUAUCUAUAUUUGUUAUUUUUUGUAAAAAUAUUAAUAAUUUUAGAAGUUAAUGUGUUAGUCUAUUGUAAUACUAAGAAUAUAAUUGCAAGAUAAUCAAUUUUCAUUUAGAAAUUGUGAAUGCUUUUGAAACAAGAUAACACUACAUUGGGAAGAAGGAUAAUUUUUAUCUAAUUAUUGAUUUUAUCUUUGAUAUUAAAUUCCUUAUGUAGUUUCAAAAUAGGAUUCGACUAAAUUUGAAUGUCAGUGAAAUCAUUGGAAUUGUAUUUUUUAAGGCUAAAAUAUGUGAAAAUUUUUCCCAAAUUCAGAGUGCCUGAAUAAUUUUUAUUAAAAAGUGCAUUGUAGGAAAACUUGUAUAUAAUUUUUAUUUGAAUUAUUAAAGUUGAUAUCACACUCUUUUGUAUCAAUUAUAAAAGUUUUCUAUUUUUCAUUAUAAAGUUACAUAUGAAUUCCUAUUUCAAUAUGUAACUCAUUAUUUCUUUUCAAAUUUAGGUAGUGGAAUUAAACAGAUACAUUUGCCAUUCUCUAAUUGCUAUUUGAUUUUUUUUUUUGGGGGGGGGAGGCAAACUAACAAUUUUAUCCUAUUAUAUAUUUUUUCUUUGCUUACUAAUAAAUUUCAGCUAAAACAAAUGAAAUUAAUUUUAAUUUUCUGUACUAAACAAAUAAAUAUUGUGUCAAAAAAAUGUGCUUAAAUCUUAUAUUGAAUUUCCAUUUUUAAAACUGUUCAUGUUUUUAUAACACUGCAGCUGAUAAAUUUACCUACACAGUAAUGUAAUUUUUUUAAAUCAAGUUUUAAUAUGUGGUGGUAUUAUAUACAAAGUGGUUCUUUUAAACUUUGAUUUAAUAGUUGAACAGUAUGUAGCAAAUAGUGCCUUUCAAAAUGUUGCUGAAAAUAAACAAAAUUAUUAUCAUGUAAUUAUGACUAUUGUUAUAAUACAUGGAUGCCUUUUAUGUUAUGUUUAAUGUAAAGUUAAAAUUUAUUGAAGACUCUUGUUUUCUUUGCAUAUUCCCUAUUCAUGUGAAAAUGUUUUAAAAACUCCAUGAUAUUUUGUUAUCACUGCAAUUUUUCCUCUUUUAUUUGUUGCCCUUCUGCCUCUAUUAAUGCUAAGGUUUUUGCAAUUAUAGAAAAAGCAAAGCUAAAUGCUUAAAAAUAGUAUUUAAAUGUAAUAAAUCAAUCGAUCCAGAUAAUAAUUAAUCUAUAUACUAGCCAAGGCUUAUACAGAAUCCCCCCCCCCCGCGCUCAAUUCUUUAAUAUAUAUAUAAUUUCUUUUUUUUAUUAUUAUUUAAGUUGAAUUCCUUUUAUAUUGGAAAAAGGGCUAAAAAGAUUACUAUUUAAUCACACUGAUAAAAACAGUAGAAAGAUGCAAGAGAGCUUUUUAGCUAUUAAGAUAUAUAAUCUUCUUGUUCUUGAACAAGUGCUUGAGCUUGCUUGAAUAGAGAUUGCAGUUGCUACACUAGUAUAAUUUAAGGUUCAGAAAGCAUCUACAACUACUUUAGAUAUGAAAAUCAUCAUGGCCUCCCUCUUUUUUGAAUGUUUAAAUAUAAUUGCAUUUAAUAUUUUCAUUGUUUAUUCUAAAAUUGUGACAGCAUUAGUUAACAGCUGAUAUUGUUCUUAGAAUUUGCUUUGUAUAUGCAUACAACUAACUGGUGAAGAAAAGUAAAUAUUUUUGAUAUUCUCUUAGGUGAAAAAAAGAAUUUUUUUUAACAAUCUGUGUAAGGAAAAUAAUAGUCCAUAUUUAUUUCUCUCGAUUGGUUAGUGAAAUUUAUAUAGUUUUUUUGUAAAAUGAAAGUAUAAUUCUGUUAAAGCUCUAAAAUUUCAAUGUUCACUGAUAUUUUAUGUCAAAGAUAUAAUGGUGCAUUUUGUAUUGCUAUCUUAGAGGUUUGAAAUGAUGUUUUCUGUGCAUAGUAAUAUUCAUAAUUUUUUUUUAACAACUGAGAAAAUAGAAAUAAGUACUUUAUUUCCUAUACUUGAUGAUAGGAAAACAUAAAAUUUGAUAUUUUUCUGCAUAAACUAAAUUUUUAAUGUUUUUAUUAUUUAUGCAGUGAUUAAAAAGCAAGCAUAUUACUAAAUUGUUUUAAUUUAUUAUUGCAAAGUUUUGAAAACAUUUUUUUAAAUUGUGUAUAAAAUUUGCAAUGUUAAAAAAUCCUGAACCUUUUUAUAUUUUUAUUUUAAAAAUGGCAAUUUUUAAAAUUGUCUCUUAAGGACAUCAUUUCUUUUUCAUUACUGGUUAAAGGAAUUGUGUUGCAUGAGUAUGUACAUGUAUAUAUUUUUAUAAUUCAAUUUAUUUAAGAGAAAAAAAAUCAUGAUAUUUUUGGUAAAAGUAAUAAUGUUCCAUUUAAAAGACUAUAAAUGGAAAAUAUGUAUUCUUGUUUAUAAUGAUUAAAUUCUUCAAACAAAUCUCAUUGUUUUUCUUGAUCUAAUUUGUUAUCAAUAAUUUUCUCCAGUUGAAUGAAAAAUGGCAUUUGAAAUGAUUAUAAAAGAUGGCAGAAAAUAUGAUUAUGUAUAGAAACAUGAAGAAACUUAUGAAAAUGCAAAAGAUAAUCUUUGGUGGAAAUAAUGGAGGGGUGAGAAUCAAAUGCUGCAUAUCACUGGGGAAGAAGUUUCCUUUUAUUUAUAUAUUUUUUACUGGGCAGCAUUUUGUAAAUAGUCUUUUUUGUAAUGUAAUUUAAUACUGCUCUUGUGAUUGUAAAUUAUUUAAACUAUCAACUUUAUUUCAAUUCAUUUAUGGUUUUCUAUUUUUUAAAUUGCUGUAUAAUAAUGUGUAAAUUUUCUUAUAGUUAUAUCUUAUGUGAGUAAAUUUAUAAAUACUUGCCAAAUUAAUAAUAUUGUAUGGGCAAUCAAAUAAAGACAAAUGUAUAAAAUUGUUUCUUGUAUCAGAUUUUCUAUCACUACUGUAAUAUAUUAAGCAAAGUUUGAAUGGAAAAUUCAUUUUGCAGUUUUUUUGUGUGUAUAUUAUUUAAUCAAUCAAAAUAUUUUUGGACUCCUUUAAUUUGUGUCUUAUUUAAUUUAUACUUCUUUUUAUCGCUAGCGCAUUUUUGUCUUUAAUUAAUAAAAAUAUUUGUCUUGUAA